This is a messenger RNA of Tarenaya hassleriana, 4149 nucleotides long. RefSeq names its product cullin-associated NEDD8-dissociated protein 1. NCBI's taxonomy places the organism in Eukaryota, Viridiplantae, Streptophyta, Magnoliopsida, Brassicales, Cleomaceae. The transcript is spliced from 30 exons. The coding region runs from base 167 to 3847 and encodes 1226 amino acids. Gene Ontology annotation, cellular component: nucleus. Gene Ontology annotation, biological process: protein ubiquitination; SCF complex assembly. The record is from RefSeq and is a predicted model, not a curated record.
AAAUCAAAGCAGUGAGGGAGUAGAGUUCGUCAUUUAGUAGCCGUACCUUCUUGUUUCUUGCAAUUUCGCCUUCACCGCUUCUCUCUCACGAUUCCGGCGUUCUCUUCGGUCGUUCUUCUUGAAGGAAGGCUAGUUGUAAGGGCCGGACUGAUACUAUCAAGCAAAGAUGGCGAACUUACAGUUGACUGGAAUUCUUGAAAAGAUGACGGGCAAGGAUAAGGAUUACAGGUAUAUGGCAACCUCUGAUUUGCUGAAUGAGUUGAAUAAGGAAUCCUUCAAACUAGACCCUGACAUGGAGACGAAGUUGUCGAGUAUCAUACUGCAGCAGCUUGACGAUGUGGCUGGUGAUGUUUCUGGAUUGGCUGUCAAAUGCCUUGCUCCACUGGUGAAGAAAAUCAGUGAACCACGGGUGGUGGACAUGACCAAUAAACUGUGUGGUAAGCUACUGCAUGGGAAAGAACAGCAUCGUGAUAUUACUGGCAUAGCCCUCCGUACAAUUGUCGCUCAAGUAGUUCCUUCACAUGCGCAAUCUGUACUUGUUUCCCUAACCCCACAAAUGAUAAAAGGGAUAGCUGCCCAGGGAACAAUCACAGGGGUGAAAUGUGAAUGUCUUGAGAUCAUGUGUGAUGUUGUUCAGACAUAUGGAAAUUUAAUGGCAAGUGAUCAUGAAGCACUUUUGAGUGCAUUGUUGUUGCAAUUGGGUUGCAACCAAGCCACUGUCAGGAAGAAGACUGUUACUUGCAUUGCAUCUCUUGCUUCGAGUUUAUCUGAUGAUUUGCUUGCAAAGGCGACUGUCGAAGUCGUGCGAAACUUGCAAAAUAAUAAGGUGAAACCUGAGAUGACCCGUACCAAUAUUCAAAUGAUUGGUGCUUUAAGCCGUUCUGUUGGGUACCGAUUUGGAACCCAUCUUGGUGAUACUGUGCCAGUCUUGAUCAAUUACUGCACAAGUGCUUCAGAGAAUGACGAAGAGCUUCGCGAGUAUAGCUUACAGGCACUUGAAAGCUUUUUACUACGAUGCCCAAGGGACAUCUCACCAUAUUGUGAUGAAAUAUUGAAUCUUACCUUGGAAUAUAUAAGUUACGACCCAAAUUUUACAGACAACAUGGAAGAAGAUGCUGAUGAUGAGAAUCUUGAAGAGGAGGAAGAUGAUGAGAGUGCAAAUGAGUACACCGAUGACGAAGAUGCGAGCUGGAAAGUCAGGAGAGCUGCGGCUAAGUGCUUAGCUGGUUUAAUCGUUUCUCGUCCUGAGAUGCUUUCAAAACUAUAUCAUGAGGCAUGCCCGGAACUAAUCGACAGAUUUAAGGAAAGAGAAGAAAACGUGAAGAUGGAUGUAUUCAACACAUUCACUGAGUUACUACGGCAGACAGGAAAUGUGACAAAAGGACAAGCUGACACAGAUGAAUCAAGUCCAAGAUGGCUUUUGAAGCAAGAAGUACCAAAGAUUGUGAAAUCCAUAAAUAGGCAACUGCGUGAAAAGUCUGUCAAGACAAAGGUUGGUGCAUUCUCGGUGCUGAGAGAACUUGUGGUUGUCCUGCCUGAUUGCCUCACAGAUCAUAUUGGUUCUCUUGUUCCUGGAAUUGAGAGGGCACUAAACGAUAAAUCUUCUACAUCAAACUUGAAAAUCGAAGCUCUUGUCUUCACAAGAUUGGUCUUGGCUUCACACUCACCCCCUGUAUUUCACCCAUACAUCAAGGAUCUUUCUACUCCGGUUUUAGCUGCUGUGGGUGAACGUUAUUACAAGGUGACUGCUGAGGCAUUAAAAGUCUGCGGGGAGCUUGUCAGAGUAGUGCGUCCAAGUAUUGAGGGCACGGGUUUUGAUUUUAAACUGUUUGUUCAUCCAAUCUACAAUGCGAUAAUGUCACGUUUGACGAAUCAAGAUCAGGACCAGGAGGUCAAGGAGUGUGCUAUUACCUGUAUGGGUCUUGUAAUUUCAACAUUUGGUGAUCAACUGAAAACAGAAUUGCCUUCUUGCCUUCCUGUACUUGUUGACAGAAUGGGAAAUGAGAUCACCCGGCUUACAGCUGUAAAGGCAUUUGCUGUCAUUGCGACCUCUCCACUGCAUGUUGAUUUGUCAUGCAUCUUGGAUCAUUUGAUUGCUGAACUGACUGGAUUCUUACGGAAGGCUAACCGGGUUCUAAGGCAAGCAACACUUGUGACACUGAACUCCCUGGUAACUGCGUAUGGUGAUAAAAUUGGUUCAGGUGCUUAUGAAGUUAUUCUAGUGGAGCUUUCAUCUUUGAUAAGUGUUUCAGACCUGCACAUGACAGCUCUUGCGCUGGAACUCUGCUGCACUUUGAUGACCGGCAAGAGUUGCAUUGAGAAUAUCAGUUCUGCGGUUCGCAACAAGGUCCUUCCCCAAGCUUUAACAUUAGUUAAAAGCCCAUUGCUCCAGGGUCAAGCACUUUUGGCUUUACAAGGAUUUUUUGAAGCUCUGGUUUACCAUGCAAAUACAAAUUUCUACACAUUGCUGGAUUCAUUACUUUCUUGUGCUAAACCUUCUCCUGAGUCUGGAGGUGUGCCUAAGCAAGCUCUAUGUUCAAUUGCACAGUGUGUUGCUGUUCUCUGUCUUGCAGCAGGUGAUCAGAAUUGUUCAUCUACAGUUAAAAUGUUAAUAGAAAUCCUUAAAGAUGAUAGCAGCACCAAUUCGGCGAAGCAACAUCUUGCUUUGUUGUGUCUGGGUGAGGUUGGGAGAAGAAAAGAUCUAAGUGCUCAUGCUAACAUUGAAACAAUCAUAAUUGAGUCCUUCCAAUCUCCUUUCGAAGAGAUAAAGUCUGCAGCUUCUUACGCUCUUGGAAACAUUGCUGUUGGUAAUCUGUCCAAGUACCUACCUUUUAUCUUGGACCAAAUUGAUAAUCACCAGAAGAAACAAUAUAUUCUGCUUCAUUCACUCAAGGAGGUUAUAGUUAGGCAAUCUGUGGAUAAAGCAGACUUCCAGGAUGCUAGUAUCGAGAAAAUACUUGCUUUGCUAUUUAACCACUGCGAAAGCGAGGAAGAAGGUGUGAGGAAUGUUGUUGCUGAAUGCUUGGGUAAAAUGGCACUGAUUGAGCCUGAGAAAUUAGUGCCAGCUCUUAAGGUGAGGACGACAAGUCCUGCUGCUUUUACUCGUGCAACUGUUGUCACUGCUGUGAAAUAUUCUGUGGUUGAACGGCCAGAGAAAUUAGACGAAAUCAUCUGCCCGGAGAUUUCUUCAUUCCUCAUGCUUAUUAAGGAUAGUGACAGGCAUGUUAGGCGGGCAGCUGUGUCGGCUCUGAGUACUUUUGCUCACUAUAAACCAAACCUUAUCAAAGGACUGCUUCCUGGACUAUUACCACUUCUUUAUGAUCAAACGGUUGUCAGGAAAGAGUUAAUACGAACAGUUGAUCUUGGACCAUUCAAGCACGUUGUUGAUGAUGGGCUUGAGCUACGGAAAGCGGCUUUCGAGUGCGUAUUCACGUUACUAGACAGUUGUCGUGAUCAAGUAAAUCCGUCUUCUUUCGUCGUUCCUCACCUUAAAUCGGGACUGGAAGAUCAUUACGAUUUGAAGAUGCUUUGCCACCUCAUCCUCUCGAUACUCGCAGAAAAAUGCCCCUCGGCUGUAUUAGCGGUGCUGGAUUCCCUGGCGGAACCUCUGCAAAAGACGGUGAAUUUCAAGCCAAAGGCAGAUGCAGUGAAGCAAGAGCAUGACCGCAAUGAAGACAUGAUCAGAAGCGCCCUACGCGCCAUCUCCUCCUUGGAUCGAAUCAGCGGAGCAGACUACAGCCCCAAGUUCAAGAACCUAAUGGCUGAGAUGCAAAAAUCUCGGCCUCUGUGGGAGAAGUUCCUCUCCAUCCGGAACGAUUUUGCUUUUUUUUUUUUUUGGAUUUUUUAACUUCAAAAAAAAAUCCUAUAAAAGAACAUAGAUCGUUUUAGAAUCCUAUAAAGUUACUCGAGCCUUAUCUAUUACAAACUUGACCACUCAGGCGUGACAAGGGGUGACUGCGGGUCACAUGUCCGGAUUUUUUAGGACAUCUUUUCUUGGCAUUGGUCUUACGGAGUGUUUUUUUUUUUGGAAGUAUUAUUUCAAAAACAUGUGAAAAAGUUCUGUGUUGAUUUUAUUGGUAUAUAGAUAAUUUUAUAUGAAAAUAUGCCAAUGUAUUUUUGUAAAAUACGUAGAAAAUCAGAGUUUUUUUA